This is a messenger RNA of Hyaloperonospora brassicae, 3180 nucleotides long. Lineage: Eukaryota; Oomycota; Peronosporomycetes; Peronosporales; Peronosporaceae. The record is from the annotation of a GenBank genome assembly.
AUGGCCGACGCCACCGGAGCUUCGCCGCGCGACGCCCCUGAGCCGCCGCGUCUGAGCAAAAAUGCCAUGAAGAAGGCCCUGCGUGCCGCCGCCAGUGGGGCCACUGCGACUGCGACUGCGAAGCCCAAGAAAGACAAAGACCCGAAUCGCUGGGCGCCCAAGAGCGACUCGAAAAAGACGCGCAAGUCGGCAACGGCGACGUCGACAGGUAGUGCGCCGUUUGUCAACGUGACGCCCAAAGGACAGAAGAAGGACGUGCAGGCGGAGCCCAUGCGCGCUGCGUAUCAGCCCGUGGCGGUCGAGGCGGCGUGGCAGGACUGGUGGGAAGCUUCGGGCUUUUUCACGUGCUCGGACGACCGGAUCCGGACGGCGGCCGAGCGCUUUGUGAUGGUCAUUCCGCCCCCGAACGUCACGGGGUCGCUCCACUUGGGCCACGCGCUGACCGUCGCGAUCCAGGACGCCCUCACGCGCUGGCACCGCAUGUUGGGCCACGCCACGUUGUGGGUGCCGGGCACGGACCACGCGGGCAUUGCCACGCAGUCGGUCGUCGAGAAGCGGCUGCUGCGCGAAGAGGGCAAGAGCCGCCACGACGUCGGCCGCGACGCGUUCCUCGAGCGCGUGUGGGACUGGAAGAACCAGUACGAGAGCCGCAUCCACCACCAGUUUCGCAGCGUCGGCUGCUCGGUCGACUGGGACCGUCAGUACUUUUCCAUGGACGACAAGUGCAGUCGGGCCGUGCGGCACGCGUUUUGCCAGUUGUGGGAAGACGGACUGGUGUACCGCGCCACGCGGAUGAUCAACUGGAGCUGCAAGCUCAAGACCGCGCUGUCGGAGAUCGAGGUGGACUACAUUGACAUUGACAAGCGCACCAAGAUGGCUGUCCCGGGGCACAAUAGUGACCGCAAGUACGAGUUUGGCGUGCUCACGUCGUUUGGCUACCAGGUGGAGGGAUCACCCGACGAGCAGGUGAUCGUAGCGACAACGCGAUUGGAGACGAUGCUGGGCGACUCGGGUGUAGCCGUGCACCCUGAAGAUCCGCGGUACAAGCACUUGCACGGGAAGUUUGUGGUCCACCCGUUCAAUGGCCGUCGCAUUCCGAUCGUGCUGGACCCGAUCCUAGUGGACAUGACGUUUGGUACCGGAGCUGUGAAGAUCACACCGGCCCAUGACCCGAACGACUACGAGUGUGGCAAGAGGAACGACCUCGAGUUCAUCAACGUGCUCACGGACGAUGGUGCGAUCAACGAGAACGGGGGCGAGUUUGCUGGCAUGAUGCGGUACGACGCGCGUAUUGCCGUCGAGAAGGCGCUCGAUGCCAAAGGACUGUAUCAUGGCAAAGUCGACAACAAGAUGCGUCUCGGUGUGUGCUCGCGCUCAGGCGAUGUCAUCGAACCCCUUGUGAAGCCGCAGUGGUUUGUCAACUGCGAUCAGAUGGCGAAGGAUGCAAUGGCUGCUGUCACGAACAAAGAGCUGACGAUUCUGCCUGAGUCGCACGAGAAGACGUGGUUCCGCUGGCUGGAGAAUAUCCGGGACUGGUGCAUCUCGCGUCAGCUGUGGUGGGGUCACCGCAUCCCAGCUUACUUUGCUCGCGUCAAGGGGGAGCCGUUUGUCGACAAGAACUCGGACGAUGCUAGCGACCGCUGGUUUGCGGGCACUUCAGAGGAAGACGCGCGGCAGAAGGCAUCGACAAAGCUCGGUGUAGCAGCGGACCAGCUCGAGCUCGAGCAAGAUGAGGAUGUGCUUGACACGUGGGUGAGUGCCGGUCUAUUCCCGUUUGCAGUGUUUGGCUGGCCGGACAAGACCGACGACGUGGCGAACUUCUACCCGACGGAUCUCCUCGAGACGGGCUACGACAUUUUGUUCUUCUGGGUGGCGCGUAUGGUGUUCAUGGGCCAGAAGCUGACGGGUAAGCUGCCGUUCAAGACGAUUUACCUGCACUCGAUGGUGCGCGACAAGUACGGCCGCAAAAUGUCGAAAAGCCUGGGCAACGUGGUCGAUCCGCUCGAAAUCAUUGCUGGAUGCUCGCUCGACGACUUGUGUAAGAAGCUCGAGAACGGGAACCUGCCGGCAAAGGAGGUCGAGAAGGCCAAGAAGGGUCAGAAGCUGGACUUCCCGCAGGGUAUUCCAGAGUGUGGUGCAGACGCGCUUCGUUUCGGUCUGCUGGCAUACACGCAACAGGGCCGCGACAUUAACCUGGACAUUGGCCGUCUCGUUGGCUACCGCAACUUUUGCAACAAGCUGUGGAACGCGGUGCGGUUUGCCAUGUCCAACCUCGAAGGCGGGUUUUCAGCUGCUGAAGACGUUGCUGACACGGUGCUGUCCAAUGCAGUGGUGAGCCUCCGUGACCGCUACAUUUUGAGCCGCUUGAAUCACGCGAUCAAGGUCUGCAACGACUCGUUCGCCGCGUACGAGUUUGGCGAGCUGACAAACGCAUUGUACACGUUCUGGCUGUACGACCUCUGCGACGUGUAUCUCGAGCUCACAAAGCCUGUGAUCGCUGGCGACAAUGCAGACGCGAAGCUCACGGCACAGCAGACGUUGUACGUGUGUCUGGAGUUUGGGCUGCGUCUGCUGCACCCGUGCAUGCCGUUUGUGACCGAAGAGCUGUGGCAGCGCUUGCCGGGCAAACGCCCGACUGCGAGUAUCACAAUUGCAUCGUACCCGCUAUCUAUGGAGGGCUGGACGACUGCGGGUGUCGAAGCGAACAUGGAGCUCGUGAAGGACGUUAUCCACGCCGCCCGUUCGGUCCGUGCCGAAUACGGUCUCGCGAACAACGUGCGUCCGCAGUUCUUUAUCAAGUGCAUUGACACCGACGUGAAGGCGGUGAUGGAAGCGCAGUUGGAUGACUUUGCGACGCUCGCGAAGGCCGGCGACUCGAAGUGCAUUGUGGACGAAGAGGCACCGCAGGGAUGUGCGGUGCACAGUGUCAACGAUAAGGUGCAGAUUUUCGUGCUGCUCGCUGGUCUCGUGGACUUUGCCAACGAGAUCAAAAAGCUCGAGACAAAGCUGACGAAGAUCGCGCCGUCGCUUGCUAGUUUGGCAAAGAAGAUGAGCUCUGGCGACUAUGCAUCGAAGGUGCCGGCGACCGUGCGUGAGGCGGAUGCUGCGAAGAAGACCGCAUUGGAGACCGAGGAGGCCGGCAUCCAUCGCGCUAUUGCCGACUUUCAGCGUCUUUUGUGA